AUGCAACUGCUGUUAGGAAACUUUUUGGUGCUGUUCGUUGAAGAUGAACUGGAUUCUGUCAUUGGUGUUGAGUUUCAUUGCUCAUUUGGCAUUCCUGAAGUUCUAUAUUGCAUCUACUUGGCAGUUCCCUUGCUCUUUGCACCACCUCUUGCUUCUCCUGCUGCUGCCGCUGCCUCACCACCACCCUUAUGGCCUCGCAUUGGCACUGCUCGUCGAUGUUCUCCAACUGCUCACAGCACUGUCGGAGUGACUGUUGUUGUUCAUGUUACUGCUGGUUUGUGA
Ilex paraguariensis (yerba mate) is the source of this 282-nucleotide messenger RNA. The record is from the annotation of a GenBank genome assembly. NCBI's taxonomy places the organism in Eukaryota, Viridiplantae, Streptophyta, Magnoliopsida, Aquifoliales, Aquifoliaceae.